Molecule: messenger RNA, 783 nt
Organism: Hyphopichia burtonii NRRL Y-1933
Lineage: Eukaryota; Fungi; Ascomycota; Pichiomycetes; Serinales; Debaryomycetaceae
Product: cornichon family protein
Exons: 2
Coding region: 45-452 (135 amino acids)
Biological process (GO): endoplasmic reticulum to Golgi vesicle-mediated transport
Cellular component (GO): COPII-coated ER to Golgi transport vesicle; endoplasmic reticulum membrane
Source: RefSeq, a predicted model, not a curated record
UGAGUAGAUAAUCCAAGUUAAAUACUAGAUUGAAAGUCGUUGUGAUGUCUGGUGAAAGUUUAUUGUUUAUUUUAGCUGUUAUUGUUAAUGUGGUCAACUUGUUUGCACAAGUUUUCUUUACUAUCAUGUAUUCUGAUUUAGAAUGUGAUUACAUCAACCCUAUUGAGUUGUGUAACAAAUUGAACCCAUGGUUCAUCCCAGAAGGUGGAUUACAUGCUGUUCUCUCUGCAUUAUUCUUAGUAAAUGGCUAUUGGUUUGUCUUUUUAUUAAAUUUACCUUUAUUAGCUUUCAAUGUCAACAAAUUUUUGAACAAGAACCACUUGUUAGAUGCUACUGAAAUUUUCAGAACUUUAUCCAAACACAAGAAAGAAUCUUUCAUUAAAUUAGGUUUCCACUUGUUGAUGUUCUUCUUCUACUUAUACAGAAUGAUUAUGGCAUUGGUCACUGAAUAAGCGGUUCGAACGAGUUUGAUUGUUGCUGCUUCCUUCCUUGGAUCUGUGACCAGCUCCCUCUACUUUAUGAGUUUCUUUCUUCCGUCAUCAUUGUCAUUAACCACCUAUGAUUGUGUCUGCUAACUUUAGCCUGAGCUUUAUGAGUUCUGACUAUUUUUUUUUUUUUGUCUUACUUUUCUUUGAUUUUAUUUGCUAUUCCUGUACUGUUUGACUAGAGUCAAUCACUAAUUUAUUAUCCUAUUAUCUGUUGUUAUUUACCAGUCAACUAGUGAAACAAUCGUCUUGUCUGUUAAUUAUUCACCUUCAAUUCUCUCGUCUAUAUAGAUCAAAC